AUGUUCAAAUUUAAUUGCCAAUUCUCCCAUCCUUCCAUUCAUCUUUAUUUUAAUUUAAAUUUUAAAAUGGUGGUUAAGUAUUUGUGGUUUGUUGUGGAAAGAGCUUAUUUGCCAGAAAGAUUUUUUUUGAACAAUUCAAUUUAUUGUGAAAAAGAGGAUUUUUAAAAGGUUUAAUCAGAAAACUUAAUAACCACUUAACCACCCCCUCCCCCCUUUUUCCUCACAUCAUUCAUUUGUUUCUCAAGAAAAUUAUUUUUCUCUUCAAGUUUAACAUUCUUCUCCUUUUCUUCAUUAA
Meloidogyne enterolobii is the source of this 295-nucleotide messenger RNA. Lineage: Eukaryota; Metazoa; Nematoda; Chromadorea; Rhabditida; Meloidogynidae. The record is from the annotation of a GenBank genome assembly.